Molecule: messenger RNA, 351 nt
Organism: Dentiscutata erythropus
Lineage: Eukaryota; Fungi; Glomeromycota; Glomeromycetes; Diversisporales; Gigasporaceae
Source: the annotation of a GenBank genome assembly
AUGAAUAAUUUGUUGUGUCAAAAAGCAAAUAGAAGCGCUGGCAAAGGAAAGUCUACUUUAGCAAACGUUUUAACUGGAGUUGAUGAAUUUGAAGAAAGCACAAAACGCAUUCAUGGAACUGCCGAAGAAUUUGAAUACGAAGGAAUGAAUUAUCGUGUUAUUGAUACAGUAGGAAUUGGUGACUCUGCCGUGACAAAAGGAGAAAUAUUAACUAUUUUUGAUGAUCAUGUAAUAGAUUAUACUACUAUUGCUUGUACUAACUUUCCUGAUUUCGAAGAUCAUGAUGCUUCGACUAUUGGUUCAACGGUUGGUUCAGUUCCUGAUUCUAUCACAGUUAUGAAGAAAAAUUAA